Molecule: messenger RNA, 3101 nt
Organism: Pezoporus occidentalis (night parrot)
Lineage: Eukaryota; Metazoa; Chordata; Aves; Psittaciformes; Psittacidae
Gene: SGCZ
Product: sarcoglycan zeta
Exons: 10
Coding region: 1054-1992 (312 amino acids)
Biological process (GO): cardiac muscle tissue development; heart contraction
Cellular component (GO): sarcolemma; sarcoglycan complex
Source: RefSeq, a predicted model, not a curated record
GAGCCAUUUGGCGAGCGCCGGGAGUGCGUGGGUGGGUCCGUGUCCAUGCCCGCCCCCGGGGAGGUGCUGCCGGCCGCCGACAUUAAGCUCCAGUGGCUGGGCUGCUCAGAAAGGGAAACGUUGCUUUUGGAGAGCUGGAGAAAUUCCCUUCGAGCGGGCCGUGAGGAGGGAAGUCAGUCACCUGGCGGCGAAGGACAGUAAAACAGGAGCGAAGGGGGGAAUUUCUGCUUCUCUUCCUUCUCUCUUCUGCAAAGAGAUCCACCUACUGUUUUUCUCCCAACUCUUAGCAUAACCUUCAAAGAAGACCAUCCCUUACAGACUUUCCUAUUUUUUUCCCCUAGUGUUAUUAUUGAGGAAAUACCUUUAGCUACAGAGAAUUUCUGAGUCUGUGCAGGAGUUGGAGGAUUUUGUUAUCUUGCCAGCAAAAUUGUUCAUGGCUAAUGUCUUGCACUCACAGGGUGCUAAAUUAGCAACCAGAGUAGGCAUGACGGAGAAAGGCUUUUAUCACAGGCUAUUCUCUUCAGUUUGAACACAUUUGCUCUAAAUCUGCUGCAUGAUGCUGUCCGGAGAAACAGGAUUUUUCCUCGGGAUGCAGCGAUUCGCCGGUUUCUGAGCUUAUUGCAGAAGAAAAAAUAAUCUUUAAACUGAGCGGAUUCUUUUUUUCCUGUCUCCUCCUCCCGUUGCCUGAGGACGCGAAUCUCUUUCACCGGAGAUCACCUGGCGCUUGAGUCCUUAAGGGAGUUCUUUUUUUUAAAAAAAAAAAAAUAUCAAAAAAGAAAAAAAGUGAAAUUUAUUUAUUUAUUUAUUUAUUUAUUUAUUUAAACCGGUGGAGGCGUGAUCGCGGAGAAUGAGACUGAGAGCAGUUGCCAGGGUUUGGAGGACAAGGCUGAGUUUAGGCUGGAAACUGAGAGACUAGAUUGCUGCCUCCGUCUGGUGUUGUGUGGUGGGGUUUGUGGUUUUGGGUUUGUGUUUUUUUUCCUCCUUUUUCCUUUACUUUUUUUUAUUUUUUUGGGGGACAACUUCCCUAGUUUCCCCUCUGCUCAGUUUCGCUCCAUGGAGAGAUCAGCAAACCUGGACACGGAGGACCUCAAGAUGACACGAGAGCAGUAUAUAUUAGCAACACAACAGAACAGCCUUCCAAGGACUGAGCAUCCUCAGUUUUACCCAGUUGGGAUUUAUGGAUGGCGAAAGAGGUGCUUAUACUUCUUUGUCCUUCUGCUGUUGGUUACCAUGAUUGUUAACUUAGCAAUGACAAUAUGGAUUUUGAAGGUUAUGAAUUUCACAGUGGAUGGAAUGGGAAAUUUGAGAGUGACUAAAAAAGGAAUACGACUUGAAGGAAUAUCUGAAUUUCUACUUCCAUUAUACGUGAAAGAAAUCCAUUCCCGAAAGGAUAGCCCACUGGUCUUACAGUCUGACAGAAAUGUAACAGUGAAUGCAAGAAAUCACAUGGGACAGUUAACUGGACAACUGACAGUAGGAGCUGAUGCUGUGGAGGCCCAGAGUAAGAGAUUUGAAGUGAGGGCAACUGAAAGUGGAAAAGUACUGUUUUCUGCAGAUGAAGAUGAGAUUGUUAUUGGUGCUGACAGACUGAAAGUAACAGGCACGGAAGGGGCAGUGUUUGGGCACUCUGUGGAGACACCCCAUAUCAGAGCAGAACCUUCCCAAGACCUCAAACUUGAAUCUCCUACUAGAUCUUUGGUGAUGGAAGCACCCAGGGGAGUGCAGGUCAAUGCAGCUGCAGGAGACUUAAAGGCUACCUGUAGGAAAGAACUUCACUUACAGUCUACAGAAGGGGAGAUAUUUUUAAACGCAGAUACAAUUCGCCUGGGAAAUCUACCAGUGGGGUCGUUUUCUUCCUCCUCCUCCUCACCCAGCUCUUCAGCUCCUCGUCAGACUAUCUAUGAGCUGUGCGUCUGUCCCAAUGUUCUGCUCGGUUUCCCUUGUGACAAGUUCGACGCUUCAAACGGCCUGCAGAGCAACUUCUUCCAGUAACCCAGGAAUGUAAAACAGUAUAAAAAUGUUUGCUAUUGUGGAAGAUGGCUUGAUUACAUGAGGUAAGUGUGCUUUUUAAUUCUGUCCUUCAAAUUAUAUCACCUAUCAUGAAACUUUAGAGCCCUCAGAUUGUAAGACCACCAACGCAAUGAUGACUUUUGCAAGGUAACUCUAAAGUCAGGGCAGACAGUGUAAGGUGGGUAUUUCUACACAUGGGUUUUUUUGAUUGUUUUUGUCUUAGAGAAAAAUACGAAAAUGAGCAAACUAAUACUGUGAUUACCUUUGCAUUUCAUUACCACCUAAUAAGGUUGAUUUUGGUUUCACUUCGGGUGAAAUUCACUCCUAUGCAGAGGUCCAGCACAAGAUAUGUCCACGGCUUGACUGGUGCUUCCCUUUCCAUUGGCCCUCUUCAGAGGUGUGAAUUUCCCCCAUAGCAAGAAUUCUGCACUUGCUGUUUCUACCAGUUAAAUGAAGAUUUCUAAUUUGUUAUUUUAUCUCUUUAAAAUAAGGCUGUUAACAGCUGAUUUGUUAUUUCAUUGAGAAUUUUAUUCUACUUGGAAAGAAAAUAUAUUACAAAAUAUAUUAAAAGCCUGAAGAUUUUUAGUAGGAGGGACAGAAAGAGAUACAUGUGACAAAGAAGUUGAUAAUAAAACAUUAGAAAGUGUAGCUGUACAAUACGCCCUUAAAACUGUAGGGAAACAGAUGUCUUUUUCUAAUGCACACAAAGAAUAGAAUAUGCGGACAAAUAGUAUUCAGGAGGAAAGUAUAUAGAUCUAUAUGAGGACACAUCUAUAUGUAUUCGUUUCUGUGCACAUCAGCAUACACCGGCAGCCUAAAAGAUUAGCAGAUGAUUAUAGUGACUAAUCUAUUUGGUGAAAAAAUUAUGGCUUCUUACAAAUUGCACACAGUAGACUAGGAUGUUUUUCUCUCCUCAAAUAAACCCACAGGAUGGCUUGCUGAUACUUUGUCAAUUUUCCACUGAGAAUUUCUUAUUUGUUUGCUCCUUACCUUGUGCGAUUACUCACCUGUAAUACAUAUGAAAAAGGUUUUUGCCCUCUGAAUGAAAAGACCCAACCUUUACAGAUUUUACACAAACCUAGGCAGGUAGG